Messenger RNA from Trichophyton verrucosum HKI 0517, 201 nucleotides. RefSeq lists its product as uncharacterized. The transcript has a single exon. The record is from RefSeq and is a predicted model, not a curated record. Bases 1 to 201 code for a protein of 66 amino acids. NCBI's taxonomy places the organism in Eukaryota, Fungi, Ascomycota, Eurotiomycetes, Onygenales, Arthrodermataceae.
AUGGAGGUUCCGCAUAUUGUCCACUGGAUCCAGAUUGUACUUGAGAUUGCUGCUGUUGCUGGUGAUGUUGAGGCUGAGAUGGACCAGAAUAAUACUGUGGCUGCCUUUGAUAAUGAUGCUGAUCCUCGGAAUGACCCGGCUGGCCUGACGAGGAAUGACGUCCCUGGUAAACAGGCCGUGAUGGAGAGGGCGGCCCAAUAG